AUGUUUCGCUGUAUCGAGCGUACUGUGUGCGAGCCGUGCAGGACAUUUGUACCACUGUGCAGACUUGCACCCACUGAGAGCGAACCAGGAGAUUUUCAGUCGACCAAGGCACCAGGUGGCAUGGCUGCCACCUGCGAUGAAUCGUUUCUGGUCUGCCUUCACCAUCUCCCCUACCCUUCAGACGUUCGUCCUCUGUCCCCCCCCCCCCCGUCGCCCUCUCUUUCUCCGCCCUCCCCGUCGCCCUCGCUCUCCCCCCUCCCCUCCCGACGCCCUCUCUUUCUCUCCCGUUCGCGCUCUCCCUCCCGUCGCCUUCGCCCUCACGGUUCCGUCGCCUGUCCGCUCUCCCUCACGUCGCCUGUCCACACUCCCUCCCCUCGCCUUCUCGCUCUCCCUCCCGUCGCCUUCGCGCUCUCCCUCCCGUCGCCUGUCCGCCUCCCUCCCAUCGCCUGUCCGCUCUCCCUCCCGUCGCCUUCACGCUCUCUCUCCCGUCGCCUUCACGCUCUCUCUCCUGUCGCCUUCACGCUCUCCCUCCCGUCGCCUUCACGCUCUCCCUCCCGUCGCCUGUCCAUCCUCCUUCCCAUCGCCUGUCCGCUCUCCCUCCCCUUGCCUUCGCGCUCUCCCUCCCCGUCGCCCACUCAUUCUCCUCUCCCUCCCGUCGCCUGUCCGCUCUCCCUCCCGUCUCCUUCACGCUCUCCCUCCCGUCGCCUGUCCGCUCUCCCUCCCGUCGCCAGUCCGCUCUCCCUCCCGUCGCCAGUCCGCUCUCCCUCCCCUCGCCUUCGGGCUCUCCCUCACUUCGCCUGUCUGCUCUCCCUCCCCUCGCCUUGGCGCUCUCCCUCCCGUCGCCUGUCCGCUCUCCCUCCCGUCGCCUUCGCGCUCUCCAUCCGGUCGCCUUCCCCGAUUUAUCUCCUAUCGCUCACGUCCUCCCCUCCCAUUGGCAUCGCGCUCACGUUCCUCCCUCCCCUCGCCAUCGCGCUUACGUGCACAUGUCUUCGCAUCGCCUUCGCGCUCACGGCCUCCCUUCCUGUCACGUCUCGCGCCAUCGUCGAAGCCAGCAAGCACGUCUCGCGCCGUCGCUAUCUCCGAUCACGUCUCGCGCCGUCGCUAUUUCCCCCCAUCACCCCGCCGCGCUCGCUAUUUCCCCCCCUCUUCCCGUCGCGCUCGCUAUCUCCCACGCGAUCUCGUAGCGAUCUCAGUCGCCGUUGCGAUUUCCUCCCUUUGCCGUCGCCUGCGAUCUCCCCCCUUGUACUGUAA
Closterium sp. Yama58-4 is the source of this 1251-nucleotide messenger RNA. The record is from the annotation of a GenBank genome assembly. NCBI's taxonomy places the organism in Eukaryota, Viridiplantae, Streptophyta, Zygnematophyceae, Desmidiales, Closteriaceae.